ACUUAACAAAGAUGUAUGUCCUAAAAAUCUUUCUUCUUGUAACUGUGCUAGCAUACGCUCAAACAGCUGUACUAGAUCCAGUAGAAACAUUAGAAGGUUUAGAACUAACUCAUCCAUUGAAAGCUUUAUCGAGAAACAGAAGACACGAUGCAGCUGAUCUUUCACCUAUGACAACUGAUGAACAACCACAAGAAAGAUUUCUAGGAGGAUUGUUGAGAAAAGGUUCAAGUUCAAUAAUUGAACUUUUAAAGAAAGUGAUUGAUAUGAUAAUUGGCCUUCUAACAGGAGGAGGAUUUUAAAUUCUGUUAAUUUUAUGCGUUUAUUACGAUAGCUAUUCAUAACAGUGAAAGGC
Ceutorhynchus assimilis (cabbage seed weevil) is the source of this 352-nucleotide messenger RNA. The record is from the annotation of a GenBank genome assembly. Lineage: Eukaryota; Metazoa; Arthropoda; Insecta; Coleoptera; Curculionidae.